Calliphora vicina (urban bluebottle blowfly) is the source of this 991-nucleotide messenger RNA. RefSeq names its product Enhancer of split mbeta, helix-loop-helix (gene E(spl)mbeta-HLH). The coding region runs from base 97 to 714 and encodes 205 amino acids. The record is from RefSeq and is a predicted model, not a curated record. The transcript has a single exon. Gene Ontology annotation, biological process: regulation of transcription by RNA polymerase II; regulation of neurogenesis; anterior/posterior pattern specification. Gene Ontology annotation, cellular component: nucleus. Gene Ontology annotation, molecular function: RNA polymerase II cis-regulatory region sequence-specific DNA binding; DNA-binding transcription factor activity, RNA polymerase II-specific; protein dimerization activity. NCBI's taxonomy places the organism in Eukaryota, Metazoa, Arthropoda, Insecta, Diptera, Calliphoridae.
AUUUACUUACAUACUACACAACAACAUCAUUCCCCCCGCCACCAUAUCUAGUGGAUAACAACAAAAACUCAACAUUUUGGAUUAAGUCACCGAGAAAUGGUAUUAGAGAUGGAAAUGUCAAAAACAUAUCAAUACCGUAAGGUCAUGAAACCCAUGUUGGAGCGCAAACGUCGUGCUCGCAUCAACAAGUGUCUGGAUGAGUUGAAAGACAUCAUGGUCGAGUGUUUGACCCAGGAGGGUGAACAUAUUACUCGCUUGGAAAAGGCUGAUAUUUUGGAGUUGACCGUGGAGCAUAUGAAGAAAUUGAGAGCCCAAAAGCAGUUAAGAUUAAAUGGCAAUCCCGAGUCCAAGCUGACCAUAGCAGAAAGCUUCCGUGCUGGUUACAUUCAUGCCGCCAAUGAAGUCUCCAAAACUCUGGCUACAGUUCCCGGAGUAAGUGUCGAUUUGGGCACACAACUAAUGAGCCAUUUGGGUCAUCGUCUCAACUAUUUGCAAGUCAUUGUACCCACCGCCGUAACACCUAUGGGUGUCUCGCAAGCCACUUCAACACAUUUUGCAGCCAUGCCUCAACAAACUCAUUUGGGCUCCUCGUCCAUGUGCAGUUCUCCAGAACCUUCGAUCAUUACACCACCACCCUCAGAAUGUGGCAGCAGUGAUAGCGGCAGUUGCAGUCCCACACCCAGUGAAUCAGCUUCCAUGUGGCGUCCUUGGUGAUAGACUACUCUGGCUAACUAAAUCAUAAGGUGUCUUAAGAAAACACCUGUGGUGUGUAUUUGAAUAUGAACGGAAGAUUUUAUUCAAUCAUUUGACAAUGAUUUGGAUUUUUUGAACGGCUGAAACCGGAACUAAAGGCUGCAAUGUAAAAAGAUCGGACAAUCAGUCUAGCUUUGCUGUAGCAACUGCAUAAGUUGCUGCAAUUUGAAAGUGUGCAACAGAUAACACUAUUAUUUAUAAAAAAAAAUCAAUAAAUUGAAAAAAGAACAAAUAAAUA